Molecule: messenger RNA, 690 nt
Organism: Cetraspora pellucida
Lineage: Eukaryota; Fungi; Glomeromycota; Glomeromycetes; Diversisporales; Gigasporaceae
Source: the annotation of a GenBank genome assembly
GGAUGCACUCAAGAUUCAGAUUGUUCUAAUGGCGCUACUCCCCUCGGUCCUGGUGUUGGUCAUUGUUAUAAUGGCCAAUGUUAUCUGUGUUAUAAUAGCUGCGUUUAUAACACUGUAUGUAGUAAGUUUGCCUCUCCAACUUUUGCAGCUGUAUGUGCUUCCGAUGUCAAUUGCAUUGUCAAUCCCCCUCCUCCUCCUGGUGUUUCUAAUUGUUGGUGUUGUAGUGGUCCCGCAGCUACAACUUCUACAUCCGCAAAAGCUAAAACUCCUACAACCGCAAAAGCUAAAACUUUUACAACCACAAAAGCUAAAAUUUCUAUAACCGCAAAAGCUAAAACUUCUACAACCACAAAAGUUGCUACUACUAUUACUUCUACUAUUACUUCUACUAGUACUCCUACUAUUGCUUCUACUAUUACUUCUACUAUUGCUUCUGCUAUUACUUCUACUAUUACUACUAUACCUACUCCGGGAUGCACUCAAGAUUCAGAUUGUCCUAAUGGCGCUACUCCCCCCGGUCCUGGUGUUGGACAUUGUUAUAAUGGCCAUUGUAUUCUGUGUUAUAAUAGCUGCCUUUAUGGUUCUGUAUGUCAGAGUUUUGCCUCUUCAAGUUUUGCAGCUGUAUGUGCUCCUGAUGUCCAAUGCGCUGUCAAUCCUCCUCCUCCUCCUGUUGCCAAUUAUCGAUAUUAA